CGGAGUGACAUUUGCAUGCAGGCGCGCCGUGGCCAAUGGGCAGCAGCGCGGCGGCGCGGCGCGGCGGCGCACUCGAGCAUGGCCGCGGCCGCGGCGGGAGGAGCCCCGGGUCCGGCCCCCGGCCCCGCCAGGCCCGCGCCGGCCGCCCGGAACCCGCCGGCCGUGCCGCGGAGGCGCGGGGACUCCCGGCGCCGCCAGGCCGCUCUCUUCUUCCUCAAUAACAUCUCCCUGGACGGACGGCCCCCGAGCCUGGGUCCUGGCGGGGAGAAGCCCCCGCCGCCGCCACCACCGCCCACCGAGGCCCGCGAGCCGCCCGCGCCGCCGCCCGCUCCACCCGGAGGCCUCCCGGGGCUGCCAGCCAGGCCCGCGCCCCAGGGCCUACUCAGCCCCACGACGGCGCCCGCCGGCCUCAGCCUGGAUGGGCAGCGCCAGAGGAGACGAGUCACAUCUCAGCGCUGUUCCCUCGAAUUUCUGGAAGAUGCAGUGGGGUGUGCCUCGGUGCAGAGAACCAAGCACGCCUCUGGGUCACCAAGACACAAAGGCCUGAAGAAAACCCACUUCAUCAAGAGCAUGCGGCAGUAUGAUACAAAGAACAGCAGGAUCGUGCUCAUCUGUGCCAAGCGGUCCCUGUGUGCGGCCUUCUCAGUCCUGCCCUAUGGAGAAGGCCUCCGGAUCAGUGACCUGAGGGUGGACAGCCAGAAGCAGAGGCACCCAUCCGGCGGCGUUUCUGUUUCUUCCGAGAUGGUCUUUGAGUUGGAAGGCGUUGAGCUGGGAGCAGACGGAAAGGUCGUGUCUUAUGCAAAGUUCCUGUACCCUACUAAUGCCCUGGUGACACACAAGAGUGACAGUCAUGGCUUGCUGCCCCAGCCUCGGUCCAGCGUCCCCCGGGUUCCACCAGGUUCAAGACACAAAGCUGUGCCUACCAAGUCAACACCAGCUGGCGCAGAACUAGGGAACGAUGUGGGAGAUGCAGUAGAAUACAACCCCAACCUCUUGGAUGACCCACAGUGGCCAUGUGGGAAGCACAAGCGGGUGCUUAUCUUUGCUUCGUACAUGACCACGGUUAUAGAGUAUGUGAAGCCUGCAGACCUCAAAAAGGACAUGAAUGAGACCUUCAGGGAGAAGUUCCCUCAUAUCAAACUGACACUGAGCAAAAUUAGGAGUUUAAAGCGGGAGAUGCGAAGCCUGUCUCAGGAGUGCAGCCUGGAACCUGUGACCGUGUCCAUGGCCUACGUGUACUUUGAGAAGCUCGUGCUGCAGGGCAAGCUCAACAAACAGAACCGUAAACUGUGUGCCGGUGCCUGCGUUCUGCUGGCUGCCAAGAUCAGCAGUGACCUCCGCAAGGGCGAAGUCAAGCAGCUCAUUGAUAAGCUGGAGGAACGGUUCCGGUUUAACAGACGAGAUCUCAUUGGAUUUGAGUUCACGGUGCUUGUGGCCCUGGAACUGGCCCUGUACCUCCCUGAGAACCAAGUGUUACCUCACUACAGACGCCUCACCCAGCAGUUGUAGCCUGGAGUAGUGCACCUGCAGGAAGGCUGCCUGGUAGGAAGGCAGGUAGCUUGGCUAGAACACUAGUGUCCUGUCCCUGCUCCAAUACUGCACUUGCCCCUCACAGCCCAAGGUGACUGUUGGUUUCCUAGGAGACACUGCUUCCAUUCAGAAGUGCACCACACCUCACAGCACUUGUGAGAAUUUCCUGGCGGAAAUGAACAGUGUGGGGUUUGGCUUGCUCUUGGAGUGCCUGAGACCAGCCUGGUUUACACUGUGAUGGAUCCUGAGGUCCAGCCCUUGAAACCUACCACAGCUAAGAGGUUCCCGUGAGGGACAAGUGUCCACACCUAAUGUGCUAGGAUUGCCAGCCAGGCUUGUUUCUGGAAAUGGCUGUGUAGACCCUGCCUCCACCCUAACAGCCGUUGUCGUCAAGGUAGAGGGGAAGGCAGAUGUUGACCCACUCUGCUUUUGCUUACUCUUUGGACCUUGUUGUGCAUCUGUCACAUAUACAGCAAGGCUUGGCCAACCCCACACCUGACAGAAACUUCCCUGCAGCACUGGGCUUUUGAGACAACUGCUGACUUGAGGCUCUCAACUUUCCUAAGCAAUACUGCGAUGGAGAAAAAGCAUUGCAAUUUGGGAUUUGGUCCCAGAAGCUGGUCCAGUAAGGUCCACUGGUGUAACUCUGUAACCACACCUGAUCUUCAGGCAAGAAGGCACUGACCCUGUCACCUCAAACAGCAGCGUAGACGCCAUUGAGGUUAACAUGCCUACGUAUCCGCUGUGCCAUUGCCCUUUUGCUUUCUCAUGACAACCAGUCACUAGCCUGGGCUCCACAGCCUCACCGAUCCCCAGCCAUGCUCAUGUCCCUCAGGCCUGUACUAGCCAACCACCUAGGACCAUAGCAUCUGUAAUAGCUUGAGCGUAAGGGAACCCUGCAAAACAGUGACAAAUCUGUCUUUUAUAUUGACCAUGCUUAUACUGGUGUAAGCAAAUCCAUACCCCUACAGCAUCUUGGGUGCCAGACAACGGUCCUGCAAACAUGUCAUCUUCAAGGUGGCUCCCUCAUUUAGUUUAGUUUAAGAUCAACUUCCUAGGCAUUGCUCCAACUUACAGGCUAUCCUUGGAGGACACCUAGGCAGCUUCCUCUAGGUGUAUAGUUAAGUGUUAAAGCUGGUAGACAGCACUAACUUAAGCUUAUAUAUUUAUGUUGUAAGGUUUAUUAUUUACCAAGCUUGUCUGCUAGUCUUCCCUCCCAGUCGUCUUUAGUGACGCCAAGAGCUGCUGCUGUAUGAUGCCAAGCUGCUGGAACAAAACCAACCUUAAACCAAAUGGCAGGCUAAACCCAGAAAUCGGAGCUGUACCCAUGGCGUCCAGCUGGACUGUGACCCAAUGCCACAGACCCGGUGCUGCACCCUUAGCACCCAACAGUAGGCACCAAUGUUUGAAAGGGUAUCUGACCUCAGAAUGUCAUGUGUGUCCCGUGGGUUUUCCAUGGAUGGUGUUAAAAUGUUUUUGUUAAAGUAAAACUUGGUUUUGCAACAUA
This is a messenger RNA of Phodopus roborovskii (desert hamster), 3037 nucleotides long. RefSeq names its product Cdk5 and Abl enzyme substrate 2 (gene Cables2). Lineage: Eukaryota; Metazoa; Chordata; Mammalia; Rodentia; Cricetidae. The record is from RefSeq and is a predicted model, not a curated record. The coding region runs from base 16 to 1509 and encodes 497 amino acids. The transcript is spliced from 10 exons. Gene Ontology annotation, biological process: regulation of cell cycle.